GUCGGAGGUGUGCUCUGGGUUUGCCUCGCCGUCGCUGCUGUCCGGUCCCUGCGUCCUCCGCGUUGGUCGGGGCCCAGCCGCUCUCCCGGCCCUCCUCCCCUUAAUCGCCCCCCCGGUUUCUGCCGUCGGGGCCCCGGGGCCGGGCUAAUGAUGCCGUCGGAGAGCGAAACGGAGAGCCGGGACCGGGCGGCUGCACAGGUGGGGACGGCUGCGGCCGCGGCGGUGGCUAAGGCCGCCCCGGCAGGCGGCGGCCCCGACCCGGAGGCCUCAUCAGCCUCCCUCGGACAGCACCUGAGCGGGUUGAGCUGGCCGCAGGUGAAGCGGCUGGAUGCGCUCCUGAGCGAGCCGAUUCCCAUUCACGGGCGCGGCAACUUCCCCACGCUGAGCGUGCAGCCCCGGCAGAUCGUGCAGGUCGUCCGCAGCAGCCUGGAGGAGCAGGGGCUGCAGGUGCACGGUGUGCGGCUGCACGGCUCGGCCGCCAGCCACGUGCUGGACCCCGAGAGCGGCCUGGGCUACAAGGACCUGGAUCUGGUGUUCCGCGUGGACCUGCGCAGCGAGGCGUCCUUCCAGCUGACCAAGGAGGUGGUGCUGGCCUGCCUGCUGGACUUCCUGCCGGCCGGCGUGAGCCGGGCCAAGAUCACGCCGCUGACUCUCAAGGAGGCUUACGUGCAGAAGCUGGUGAAAGUGUGCACUGACACGGACCGCUGGAGCCUCAUCUCGCUGUCCAACAAGAGCGGCAAGAACGUGGAGCUCAAGUUCGUGGACUCGGUCAGGCGCCAGUUCGAGUUCAGCGUCGACUCGUUCCAGAUCCUCCUGGACUCCCUGCUGCUCUUCGGCCAGUGCUCGCCCACGCCCAUGUCGGAGGCCUUCCACCCGUCGGUGACCGGUGAGAGCCUGUACGGGGACUUCGCCGAGGCCCUGGACCAUCUGCGGCACCGUGUCAUCGCCACGCGCAGCCCCGAAGAGAUCCGCGGGGGCGGCCUCCUCAAGUACUGCCACCUGCUGGUGCGGGGCUUCCGGCCGCGGCCCAGCACCGAUGUGGGCGCCCUGCAGCGCUACAUGUGUUCCCGCUUCUUCAUCGACUUCCCUGACCUGGUGGAGCAGCGGCGCACGCUGGAGCGCUACCUCGAGGCCCACUUCAGCGGGGCCGACGCGGCGCGCCGCUACGCCUGCCUGGUGACGCUGCACCGGGUGGUCAACGAGAGCACCGUGUGCCUCAUGAACCACGAGCGCCGCCAGACGCUGGACCUCAUCGCCGCGCUGGCGCUCCAGGCGCUGGCCGAGCAGGGCCCAGCGGCCGCUGCCGCCCUGGCCUGGCGCUGCCCCGUGAUCCCUGACGGGGUGGUGCCCGCCACCACCGUCAGUUACUACGUGACCCCCAUGCAGCCUCUGUUGGCCCGGGCCCACACCUCCUAUCCCACCUGGCUGCCCUGUAACUGACUCGGCCCCUGGCCGGUAAGGACUUGGCCACCCCGGAUGGAGUGGGGCCUCCAGGAGCGCAGGGAGGACCCGGCCAGAGACAGACAGCCAGGGCUAGGGGGCCCAGCACUGCUGCAGAGUCAGGCCUCAGACUGAACAAACCAGAUUUCUCCCCCCGAGGGAGGGCCCCAGAGGACUGAAGGCCAAGCUGGGGUUCUCGGUACAUGGACUUUUUGGUUAUUUGCGCCACCUUUUGGAGUAGCAUAAUUGUGGGGUGCCAGGGUAAUUCGUCUUGAGGGUCAACUGCCUUUAGGAGGAGACAAAGAAUGUUUGGGAUGGUAGCCUCAAGGCCCAUCAUCUCAGGCUGAUUUCUGUGACCUAGAAAGGGUCUUUCUGGCUAGGGCCAGCCCUCAGUGACACCAGCAGCCUCCAAGGGCCUGCAGCCCAUCAAUGGCUAAAAUAUUGUUAUGUUAUGAGAAUCACUCACUUUGAGUCGGGCUGAACCACUAACUAAGAGGAGGGAAACUGAGGCAGAUGCCUAGGUUUGGAGAGGGAUAGGUUUAGCUCAGCCCCCUAACACCCCUACCCCAAGCUGUCUAGGUGCGCCGUGGGCAGGAACCAAGCAGCCUGGGGUGGAAGACAAGCCAUGUCCCUGUCAGGGUGCUUCUCCCUUCCCCCACGUGGUGAGGAGCCCUCCUGCCUGGGAGCUUGUUCUCUAGAAGGUGCUGGGUCCAAUGUAGCCACAGUCAAGUGAUCCCACCCUCCUGGCUUGGUUACAGGGUCCUCACAAGGGAAAGGAGAGGUAUGCCCCACCUCCCUUCCCAUCCCUCUGGAUUUGUUACUAUUUUGCACUUUUAACACCUGCCAAUAAAGA
Molecule: messenger RNA, 2293 nt
Organism: Budorcas taxicolor (takin)
Lineage: Eukaryota; Metazoa; Chordata; Mammalia; Artiodactyla; Bovidae
Gene: TENT5B
Product: terminal nucleotidyltransferase 5B
Exons: 2
Coding region: 148-1440 (430 amino acids)
Biological process (GO): mRNA stabilization
Molecular function (GO): poly(A) RNA polymerase activity; RNA binding
Source: RefSeq, a predicted model, not a curated record